AAAAAUGCGGUCCACAUGACCGCAGCAGCACCGCGGCGAGGAGGUGUUCGGUAUUCGUCGGUAGUAGGCGGGUUGAAGACCCCAAACGCUUCACAUCCACCGGCCGUAUGCGAAUCGCCGAGCUCCGCAUUUUGCCGCUCUUUGACGGUCGAGAGGACGCCGACUGACGUUUCCACCGAAGACCGUUACGCUUUGUCUCCCGAGCGGUCCGACAAGGGAGCAGCCAGCGUUGAAGCAAACGUCGGUCUCCGGCCGCCGUGCAGCGUUUAGCGGGGAGACGGCUCCGUUCAACGCGGGGAGUCUCCGGGAGCGACAUCCUUGAUCAUCCCGCAUCAGCACAGAUGCCCGGGUCGACAUGAGGCUCCCUAAAGGCUGGCCAGCACUCAGGUUGGUUUUGGUUGUGGUUGUGGCUGUAGGUCUCUUGGGGAUGGUCUCUCUCCCAUGGAAGGAAACGGACAUAAGAAGCAAGGCUCCGACCUGGCACGCCAGCCAUGCACUAAAGAAGCAGUUGCAUGAGCACGUGCACAGAGUCCUGGAGAGUCCGUGUCGUCCCGGCAGCACCAGGGCGAGAAUGUUGGAUCGACUCCCCGCUUCUAGUCGCAUGACCCAGCCUUUCCUGGGGAAGGACGCGCCGCUCCCCGACGACCUCUUCCGGUACCCUCUGCCUUUUGGCUUCAAAGGUGUGCGGGGCAAAGUGGAGGACCUACUGAAGCAGCUGCCGGACUCUGCCUCCACGCCACAGACGAUGACAUCAGAUAAAUGUCUGCGCUGUGUGGUUGUGGGAAAUGGAGGCAUCCUGAGAGGCCUGGAACUUGGCCAUUACAUCAACCAGUUCGAAACGAUUAUCAGGUUGAACAGUGGCCCCCUGGGCGAGUUCAGCGUUGACGUCGGGAAUCGAACCACCAUCAGGAUGAGUUACCCAGAGGGUACACCUCUGCACUGGAUCGACACAGACCCACACACCCUGUUUGUAGCUGUGGCGUACAAAGGUGUCGACAUCAGCUGGAUCUCUGCAAUGAUCAACAAGCUCUCUGUGCCCCUGUGGGACUGGCUCUUCUUCUGGCAGAAGGUUCCAGAUGGAGUCCCUCUAGAGCCUCAAAGGUUCAGACUUCUAAACCCACUUGUCAUCAGAGAGACCACGUUGGACUUGCUGCAGUACCCUCCACCCAGAGUAAGCCUGUGGGGAUGGGAUAAGAAAGUACCAACCAUAGGGGUCUCUGCACUGAACUUAGCCAGCCUGCUGUGUGACGAGGUCAGCAUGGCAGGCUUUGGCUACAAGCUCUACCAGCAGGGAGCGCCGCUGCACUACUACGACCAACUGCCCAUGGCAGCCAUACUGAAGCAGAGCACUCACAACGUGGGCCGAGAGACCGAGCUGCUUCAGAACCUAGUCAGGGAGGGAGCCAUCACGGACCUGACGGGGGGGAUCCACUGAUCUUGCUGCACUGCUGGCCCACCGAAUACAAGACUAUAGAGCACCGCCUUUUCACACUGGACAAAGACUGGAUGAACUAACGCAAGGAAAGAAAUCCGAUCAGAAAAUAUGCGUUUGUAAUAUUUGUCAGAAAGCGCUUCAUGAAUAUCAAAAUCAAAUGAGCGUGAUCCAGGAUAUUGCAGCCCAGCAGCCCUACACGUCGCUCAGUAUUUUGAUCUAAAGUUAUGGCCUCGUCCCAUCCACUUUUUGAAGCAACCAGCAAAGGGGUUUUAUUUGCUGACAGAAUCAAAGGUGGAACAUGUUGAAUUUUGAUUGACGUCGUUCUACCAAAGUCCGCCCAGGAAGCAGAUUCAACUGAGCCACAAUGCUUCUCCCACUGAUUGUAAAGACAUUUCGUCCGCUCUCAAAUCUUGAAUGAGUUAAAUAUAUUCAAAAUGCAUUUUGAAAAUGUAAAAUUUUUUUUUUUUUAACUUUAGCUUUCAGUCUCAUCCAUCUCAUGGCAUAUUGUUCCUCCGGAGACCCUGGAUUCCAGGCACAUUGUCAAUACUUUUACGUUUUUAUUCCAAUGUAUAAUUAAUCGGUAUGAAUUUUAUGAGAAAGAAUUUAAAUGUAAUGAUUAAAAAAUCCCUCCUUUUGAAAGGAAGGAGAUGGACAAUUUCUGUGGUCAGUGUGAAGUUCUGAACCUCUGAUCAAGGAAUGCUACUUUCACUUUAUUAUAAUUUCCACACGGUGUGUUCUACUGCUUAAAUCCCUAACACCACAUAGAUUUAUUACGCUUUUUCCGUUGUGCAUUUUUUUUAUCAGCCUCUAUUGUACUCCAGUGGCAAUGGUGGCGCAUGGAGUAGUGUGAUGCGCUGGGAGCCGCAAGGUUGGCGGUCUGAAUCCCGGCUGCCCCAUGUGCCAUGUCAAAGUGUCCCUGAGCAAGACACUUAACCCCUAAUUGCUCCCCAAGCAAAAUGUAACGCAUGGGUUAUAAUGCAAUGUAAGUCGCUUUGGAUAAAAGCGUCAGCUAAAUGACAUGUUAUGUACUUAAAAAGGACAAUAUGAUCUCAGUGUGUAAUUGAGGGGUUUGUUUGCAUUGCAGUAAUCAUUCAGGAAUGAUUUCACUUUUUUUUUUUUUUUAUUUGCUACUCAGCAACUUCAGAUAGACGGACUCUGCGAGACAGAAGCACUCCCACUGCCCUUUGUCCAAGUGCUUACAGCUCAGACCAAUUGGACUCUUGACAAAGCUGUCUUGCUGCAGAACUGAUGACAGCUUUGCCAGACAGAUGACAUUUGCUGAUAGUACAACAAAAGGGAUAUUAUUAUUAUUACAUAAUACAACACAGUAAGUGGUUAUUAAAUGGAGGCUGUGAUCUUAAUUCAAUGUAAUCCUCAAUGAGACUUGUCAGUGUGAUCUAUUGUGUUAGGAACACAAAGACUUUAAUAUAAUGAGCGGAAAUCGAGCUAUUUCGCCUUCAAAAUGAUGUUUACCAAUAAAAAUCCUAAAAUGGUCUCGCCAUCAAAAGGCCAUCUGGAGGACCACGGGA
This is a messenger RNA of Pungitius pungitius (ninespine stickleback), 2964 nucleotides long. RefSeq names its product ST3 beta-galactoside alpha-2,3-sialyltransferase 5 (gene st3gal5). Lineage: Eukaryota; Metazoa; Chordata; Actinopteri; Perciformes; Gasterosteidae. Gene Ontology annotation, molecular function: lactosylceramide alpha-2,3-sialyltransferase activity. The transcript has 8 exons. The coding region runs from base 356 to 1435 and encodes 359 amino acids. The record is from RefSeq and is a predicted model, not a curated record.